UCAUGCCUUUUGGGCUGCGUAAUGCGGGGGCCACAUUUACAAGAAUGAUCUCUUUAUUAUUCAAGGAGGUCCUGGGACAGAUCAUGGAGGCUUAUGUGGAUGACCUAUUGAUCAAAAGUAAGCAAGCAGCGGACCAUCCUAAACACUUGGAGAAGUGCUUUAGCAUCAUGAGGAAGCAUAAUUUGAGAUUGAACCCUAAAAAAUGUGCCUUUGGGGUCCAGGGAGGAAAAUUCCUUGGUUACAUUAUGAGCAAGAAAGGGAUUGAGGUCAAUCCGGACAAGUUGAAGGUCAUCCAAGACAUGGAACCACCAACGAAUUUGAGGGAAGUCCAGAGAUUAGCGGGGAGGAUAGCAGCCUUAGGUAGGUUUCUUGCGCGGUCCGCGGAGCGGUCCCUGCCCUUCUUCACGAUUUUAAAGGGAGGGGGAAACUUCCAGUGGACCGCAGAGUGCCAAGAGGCCUUUGAACACUUGAAGGAAUAUUUGAGCUCUCCACCGGUCCUCUCCAAGCCAUUGGCAGGGGAUGUCCUUUUCUUAUACUUGGGGGUGGCCCACCUGGCAGUGAGUUCGGUCCUCUUGAGGGAAGAAGGAGUCCAAAAGCCAGUUUAUUACACGAGCAGGGCCUUAAGAGGACCGGAAACAAGGUACACUCCCUUGGAAAAAUGUGUUUUGGCGGUGGUGGUAACUGUCAAGAGGUUGACUCCCUAUUUCCAAGCUCACCCAGUGAGAAUCAUGACGGACCAGCCUUUGGGAGCAGUUUUGAGGGACCCAUCUUCUUCGGGAAGGGUCAUUAAGUGGGCCAUGGUCCUCUCUCAAUAUGAUAUUUCUUACCAGCCCCGUUCUGGAAAGAAGGGCCAGGUCAUUGCAGAUUUUAUGGUGGAGUGCACAGCAAGAGGGAAGCCAGAAGAGGAUGGGACCGGUCAGGAGAGAAAAAGGGAAUUAUGGGAGGUCCAUUCAGAUGGAUCCUGCACUAAAGACGGUUCAGGAGGAGGAGCGGUCCUCACCUCCCCUGAAGGUUUCAAGGCUUAUCAUUCCUUUAAGUUCA
This is a messenger RNA of Cuscuta campestris, 1041 nucleotides long. Lineage: Eukaryota; Viridiplantae; Streptophyta; Magnoliopsida; Solanales; Convolvulaceae. The record is from the annotation of a GenBank genome assembly.